AUGCCACCACCUAACAAGAAGAACAUUCAAGGGGAUAUCUGGCCCCGCCUUCCUAAAAAAGCGGAAACAUUCUAUUUUUUUCGAAUCACAAAACCUGAAGUGUUCAAAACACAUUUAUCUCAACUGGCUCCCUUGCUCACCACGGCUGAGGAUGCUCAGCGAAUGAGAGAAGACAUUUACAGGAAGAAGGAAGCCGGCACUCUGAAAGGUCUUAUUAAGCUAUCCGCUAUCAACGUUGCAUUUUCAUCUAAGGGGUUGGCUAAGCUUGGAGCUGAGGGCUUUGCCGAUGACCUUUUUAACAAUGGCCAAUGGCAAGAUAUGACCCACCCAGGCACUGGCGAAGAUCCUAAGAAGCAUCAAGGUCUCGAUGACCAACAGGAUUGGUACCAUCAGUUUAAGCCAAGAAAUGGCUCUGUUGAUGGUGUCUUCAUUGUGGCUGGUGACUCCGACCAGACUGUGAAGAAAACGAUUGAGAGCCUGAUUGAGAAGAUUUUUAAUGUUGGUGUUGCUGGGCAAAGCCUUCAGAGAAUCUUCUCGCAAAGUGGCAAUGUUCUACCUGAUGACAGAGAACAUUUCGGAUGGGUUGAUGGUAUUUCCCAACCCGUGGUUAUUGGCUUGGACGACCUGACCAAGGCCAAGUCACCUAAUGGCUUGAAACCAAUCCCAGCUGGUACUAUUCUUGUUGGAUGUGACGAGGACAAGACCAAGUACCCAGGAUGGGCUAAGGAAGGUAGCUUUAUGGUUUACCGCGUUUACGAGCAGAGGACUCCAGAAUUUGUCAUGUGGUGUGGCGCGAAUACCCCAUCUGUGCAAACGGAGGGUUUUUCAGAGACCGCAAAGAAGGAACUCCGCCUCUUCUCGUCGCGCGUUAUGGGGCGAUGGCCUGAUGGAGCUCCUUUGGAACUCUACCCUGAUAGCGAUCCUAGCCACAUCCUGAGCGCUGAUCCUCAUGAGAACUACGAACUGCUAAAGAAAGAAUGGGGCGACGACUUUGAUAGGAAGUACAAGGAACAGGAGGCGACGAAUCAUACUGAUAACUUCAACUACAAUGCCGAUGACCAAACGCGCUGUCCCUUUGCGUCGCACAUUCGCAAGUGCGGGCCUCGAGAUGAUCACCCCUUCUAUACGAAACAUCUUAUGCUCCGCAGAGGCAUUCCGUACGGCCCGCUGACCACCAACAAUGAAAAGGCUGGUGGUGUGUCGCAGACUGAGCGCGGUUUAUUGUUCGUUUCGUACCAGAGCAACAUUAAAAAUGGAUUUCACACCGUGCAGAAAGAAUGGGCAAACACUGCUGAGGGCCCCGACGACAAAACAGACCAAUGUGGAGGUAAAGCACCUCAGGGAAUUGACCCAAUCAUUGGCCAGGUUGCUCCUCAUUGUCGUCAUGAUGAAGACCCUGUCAUCUACAAUGCCCCCGUCCCUGCUGUGAACCUGCCGGACCCUCGAGUUCCUCCACCAGAGAUUAACGAACGGACUGUCCCUAUCCAAAGAUGGGUAAUUCCUCAUGGAGGCGAGUACUUCUUCACCCCUUCAAUUUCGGGUAUUCAAGACCAUCUGUGUAAGGCCUAG
Penicillium daleae is the source of this 1569-nucleotide messenger RNA. RefSeq names its product Dyp-type peroxidase. The coding region runs from base 1 to 1569 and encodes 522 amino acids. Gene Ontology annotation, molecular function: heme binding; peroxidase activity. The transcript is spliced from 8 exons. Gene Ontology annotation, cellular component: cytosol. The record is from RefSeq and is a predicted model, not a curated record. NCBI's taxonomy places the organism in Eukaryota, Fungi, Ascomycota, Eurotiomycetes, Eurotiales, Aspergillaceae.